UUCCCCCACCUCCCUCUAUCGCCAGUAGUUGCCGAGGAGUGCCGUGAAAAUGUACGCGCCGCUCCUUGGGCUUAAGAAACCAAGAUACGAUAGUUGUGUGCGACGUUAGCCGUCGAUAUUUGUUGUGCUAGAGGCACACAAUAAAACCUCCCUCACCACCUUUCACGAUCUAACCAUUCAUUAACCAUUUCGCGGUGCGGGACGUUGGUGCUCAUCGAUAGUGUUUAAAGCCGUUUAAUAUAUGGAGGGACAAGGGGAAUCAUCGACGUCCGGCAUAUCACCGCGAUCAGAAUGACGAACGCCAGCGAACAGAGCUCCGAAGGCUCAGAGGACUCUCCUCAUCUCGACGAAUUGCCUCUUGAGAUACUCUUGCUCAUCUUCGAGUAUUGCCAUGCUGUUGACCUAGUGCGACUCAGUGCUGUAUGCACCCGCUUCUACAAAGUCGUUAAUGACGAGGUGCUCUGGUAUAGACGCACCAAGCAUUCCAUCGCGACCAACCAAGUUUCCAAACGAUUCCGCUCGAGAUGCAAUCCAGUUCUUUGUCAACGUAAAAAAUGGCAAGUGACACACAAUUGGGAGUAUGGACGAUACCAAAAAAGCCUACUAUUUUCACAAAAUAUAAAAUUGAUGCCAUGGAUUCAGCUCACGGAUGAAGUUUUGUGGUGGAGUGGUGGUAAUCAAUUGUGUGGAUAUUGGAGAAGCGAUCCAUUUAAAAUAUCCAAUAAAAUUUUUGAUCAAUACACCCACAGCGAUAUUUGUAAAUUUAUUGUUCGAGAUAAUUAUAUCAUCAGUGGUCAUAGAGAUGGAAGCCUUAAGUUUUGGUUAAAAAAUAUAGUAUAUGGUGUUAAUCAUUACUACACUGGUAUCGAAGAUGCACAUUCUAGAGAUGUAGAUGCGGUAGAUGAAACUGGAAAUUUAGUUAUAUCAGGGUCGGCUGAUGGUAUUGUAAAAGCAUGGUCCUCUCCUAAGAAUGAAAAUAAUUUCUCCGAUCUACCAUUAGCUACUAUAAGAAUCAGUGAUCGUAUUUGGUCACUUGCUGCUGAUCCAACGGGCAGUAAACUAGCUAUAGGUUCCUCUGGAACUACUGGUCCUGCACUUUAUAUUUGUGAUACUAUCAAUUUUAAUCAUUCUCAUGUAAUUAAUCAUCCAUGGAGACAAGGUGCUGGUAUUUUAGACAUGGUAUGGGACAAUCCUCAAACUUUGCUCACUUGCGGCUAUGACACAUGUAUUCGAAAAUGGGAUUUACGAAUAGGAAAAUGUGUUAGUCAUUGGUCCGAUCCCACUGAUGCAACUAUUUACUGUAUAUCGUCAGAUUACAAUUAUACCAUGGUAACGGGUACCCAGUUCAAUUGCAAAGCUGUUUUGUGGGAUCAACGUAAGCCACAAUACGUUCAGCUAUAUUUCAUGAAUCUUCGACGCAUGUCCAGCCCGAUUUAUAGUGUAUCAUUCGAUAGUAGUCAUCUUUAUGGAGCUACUGAUCAGACCGUGAUGGAGGUGAAAUUUUCGGGAAAACCAGAUAUUAAGAAGAAUUAUCGUGAAAUUAUGAAAUAUGAAAAUUUAUCAUUCGAUAGAUGAAAUUAAUGAAACUAUUGAAACAAAAUUUAAUGAA
Messenger RNA from Ceratosolen solmsi marchali, 1609 nucleotides. RefSeq names its product F-box/WD repeat-containing protein 4. Gene Ontology annotation, cellular component: SCF ubiquitin ligase complex. Lineage: Eukaryota; Metazoa; Arthropoda; Insecta; Hymenoptera; Agaonidae. The record is from RefSeq and is a predicted model, not a curated record. Gene Ontology annotation, molecular function: protein binding. The transcript is spliced from 6 exons. Gene Ontology annotation, biological process: SCF-dependent proteasomal ubiquitin-dependent protein catabolic process. The coding region runs from base 292 to 1575 and encodes 427 amino acids.